Cynoglossus semilaevis (tongue sole) is the source of this 535-nucleotide messenger RNA. It is a transcript of the gene lamtor2, whose product is annotated as late endosomal/lysosomal adaptor, MAPK and MTOR activator 2. Lineage: Eukaryota; Metazoa; Chordata; Actinopteri; Pleuronectiformes; Cynoglossidae. The record is from RefSeq and is a predicted model, not a curated record. Gene Ontology annotation, biological process: positive regulation of TOR signaling. The coding region runs from base 122 to 499 and encodes 125 amino acids. Gene Ontology annotation, molecular function: guanyl-nucleotide exchange factor activity; molecular adaptor activity. The transcript has 4 exons.
CUACAAACCCCAUGAUGCUCUGCAUCCGGAAAAAAUAAGUAAAUGUCUCAGUCAGCUGACUUGUAUUGAGAAGUUUUUUAUCGUUAUUUUAGCUUCAUUCAUUCUGCACUGGUGAAGCGCUAUGUUGCGACCAAAAGCAUUAACACAGGUUCUCAGUCAGGCGAACACAAACGGAGUCCAAAGCACACUCUUACUAAAUAAUGAAGGCUCACUUCUGGCCUACUCUGGCUAUGGGGACACUGAUGCACGAGUGACCGCCGCCAUAGCAAGCAACAUCUGGGCAGCCUACGACAAGAAUGGCCACCAAGCCUUCAAUGAAGACAAACUCAAGUUUAUACUUAUGGACUGUAUGGAGGGAAGAGUAGCCAUUACCCGUGUAGCCAACCUACUACUGUGCAUGUAUGCCAAGGAGACAGUGGGAUUUGGGAUGCUCAAAGCCAAGGCAGAGGCACUGGUCCUGUACUUGGAGGAGCCCCUCACACAAGUAGCUGCGUCAUAAUGAAGAAUAGUGUGGGCUUCAGCCCGACUGCAGGGG